This is a messenger RNA of Colossoma macropomum (tambaqui), 2679 nucleotides long. RefSeq names its product TLE family member 2, transcriptional corepressor c (gene tle2c). Gene Ontology annotation, molecular function: transcription corepressor activity; protein binding. Gene Ontology annotation, cellular component: nucleus; transcription regulator complex. The coding region runs from base 392 to 1483 and encodes 363 amino acids. NCBI's taxonomy places the organism in Eukaryota, Metazoa, Chordata, Actinopteri, Characiformes, Serrasalmidae. The transcript has 15 exons. Gene Ontology annotation, biological process: negative regulation of canonical Wnt signaling pathway; regulation of DNA-templated transcription. The record is from RefSeq and is a predicted model, not a curated record.
GAAAGAGACGUUAAGGUAGCGUGUGUUCAUCAUGCGGGGACAGUUGGUUAAAAAACAAGGCUUUUUAGUGAAUCCCCACUUCAGAUAAACAACAAACGGUCGAGGAGAAACGCGGAAACCAGAUAUCCGCGCCGCACUCUACUGUUUGCCUGGGAUGUUUACGUUUUCGUAGCUCGCGCAGCGCAGAGAGAGCGAGAGGGCGCGUGCGUGAGCGCGCGCGCUCGUAACCGCCACCGCUACCGCCACGACGAUUCGAAUCGAAUUCGAAACCGACGCGGGUUCUGUUCUGUUUCUUUUGAAGAAGAGAUAAAAAAGGAGUUCGUCGCUGCUGAUCCAGUGAGCGUCGCGUGGCGGGCGGAGGAGAAGAGUUGUGGAGCGAGCGCGCCCGUGGAUGGAUGACCUCCAGCGUCGCGCGGCGCACACCAUGUAUCCGCACGGGAGAGCGCAGGCUCCGCUGGUGCCAGGACAUGCUGGCAUGAAGUUCACGGUGCUGGAGACGUUGGACCAUAUCAAAGAGGAGUUCCAGCUGUUCCAGGCCCAGUACCAUAGUCUGAAGCUGGAAUGUGAGAAACUGGCCACUGAGAAGACAGAGAUGCACAGGCAUUACAUCAUGUAUUAUGAGAUGUCCUAUGGCCUGAACAUCGAGAUGCAGAAACAGGCAGAGAUUGUAAAGCGGCUCAGCGCUAUAUGCACUCAGAUCAUCCCUCUCCUGUCCCAAGAGCAUCAGCACCAGGUGGCCCAGGCAGUCGAGAGAUCCAAACAUGUGAGCAUGGCUGACCUGAACGCCAUCAUAGGGCAACAACAACUGCAGCAUCUUUCCCAUCAUGCCCCAGGCUUCUCCCUGACGCCACACCCCUCAGGUUUGUCUCUGGGAGCAGGGGGUCUCAUGGCACUCCCAGCGGCCUUUCCCUUCCCACCACACCUAGCGCCUAAAGAUGACAUCGCUCACCCUGAAUCUCUGGAUCCUAGAGAUGGCGCACCAAAUCGGGGUUUUGCGGACUUGUCUGCAAUGGGUCAGUCAGUGGGGCAGAGGCUGCCUCUGUCUCUGACCUGCCCUCCUGAGACUGAAGCUGACAGCAAGAGGAGCAACACGGAGGAGAAAUCCAGCAUUAACACACCACGGGAAAGUGAGGUGGACAAGAAUGAGGACAGUCUGAGGCAGGACAGCUCUAAAGAGAAGAGCGUAUCUCCAGCUGGAGCAUCUCCUAGGUCAGCUGAUGGAAAUGGCCUGGACGGCUCUCCGAUCCAGCGCAGGAAUGUUUCCAGAGAAGCCCACUCACCCUCCUCCCCCUUCCCCCACCCACACACACCUGCCCACCGCAAGAGCCCCAGCCAGGAGGAGAAGGCUCGCUCUCCCCCUCAGUCUCCGUCCCGGGACACUGUGUCUCCAGGCUCUGCUCCUGCCCCUCCUCCUCCACCUCCUCCUGCUGCCCGGCCUCUCUCUUCCCCAGCACGCGCUCCCUCUCCUCCUGUUCAGCACUAGGACCCACUCCGCUCCGUGGAGUGAGACGGGUGGGAGACGACGUGCCCCCUCCCCCACCCACCCUACCCAGCACACAAAGGCUCCGUCCCAGAAUGCAGUGGGCUCAGGCACCAGGUGCCUGGUCAGGAACUCCGCAUCUGCCCACUGACUCUCUGAGCCGCACCGUGAGCUUUACGACAUCUGCGUCCAACACACUGCAGCGCCGCCUCUGAGGCACAGCUCAACAAGCCAAUCAAUCAGCUGUUACAGUGACUGACAGGUUUCUCAGCCAAUCAGGCAGCUGGAGUGCUGUGGCCAAGCUGAGCGUUUUGAGCAAUUGGAAAAAAAUCCUGUUGAUCCUCCGCAAACAUGGAAUGCAAUGAAAUGAACAUGGACUGGGACCCUUAAAAGAUUUCAGAGGCUGGACUUAUGUGAACAGAUUCUAAAGACUGCUGGUGAGCUGGACUGGACUGUCCUUGCUGAAGAAGAAAUGGACCUUUAUAUACUCACUUGGAGUACCAGCACCCUAAACAGACAAACUUCAAUGGGCAGUUCAACAGUAACAACUCCGUGCGACUUUGCUAUUAUUUUGUAAUUGCAUCAUUUUUGCUAGGAUUCAUAUACACCUUACUCUUUCACAUUGUUUUUACCUUUGAUAACACUUAAUGCCAUUGCUGACACUGUUCUGUAACAAGAGAUGUACGUACACUCUGUAUUUUACCUCCUUAAGUUAGUAAACGAGCAUAAACCAACUGAGGACUGUUACAGCAGAUUGUAGAACCUGGGGAGAAUGAGAUCACUGUCAUACCAAAAUAGCAACUUUAACAUAAUGUGCUUUUAUUCCAGGUCAUUUUGGACCAUUUAUAGUAGUCCAUUCUUCAUUAAAUAUGUACACAAUGCAAAAGGCAGCUAGCAUUUUCAGAAGGUGUAAAAAAAAAAAUAAACCAAAAAGUCUGGUACAAGGUUUUGAUACAGUACACAACUGUAACUCACUUUACUCUUACAUACUGGUUUGGUUGACAGUUGCCAUUCACUUACUGCGAUCAAUACGGUGAAUUACAGAAGCAAUAUGUAAUUAUAACGUCUCGCAGCCUGGAAAAAAAUGAGCAUCAUGCUGCAUCCUAACAGCAGUUGCCACAAGGGGGCAGCACUGUCAAAUCCAUCCAGCACAUUGUUUUCUUACAGAUGCUGGUGGUCAUAAGCAUUUGGUCUUUUUU